Sinocyclocheilus grahami is the source of this 2090-nucleotide messenger RNA. RefSeq names its product ezrin-like. Gene Ontology annotation, cellular component: cytoskeleton. The transcript is spliced from 13 exons. Bases 246 to 1871 code for a protein of 541 amino acids. NCBI's taxonomy places the organism in Eukaryota, Metazoa, Chordata, Actinopteri, Cypriniformes, Cyprinidae. The record is from RefSeq and is a predicted model, not a curated record. Gene Ontology annotation, molecular function: actin binding.
AUUGUGGGCGUCGCGCCGCAGCGUGUCUGGAACACGAACUGGAGCCGCUGCCAUUCAGAUGAGCGCACAAAGGUGAGCGCACCGUCAGUCAUAUUCCCACCGCCGGACUCUGUGCUCAUUUCCUCGGAGGGAGGGGGAUUUUUGGCCGAAGCUGGACUGGAUUGACUCACCGGCUCUGAGGGAGGCUCCGUGGAAAUAGGCUACACGAUAUUCUUUGACAGAAGAGAUCUACAACAGGGUUCAAAAUGCCUAAACCUGUAAAUGUUCGCGUCACUUCGAUGGACGCGGAGCUGGAGUUUGCCGUUCAGCCCAGCACAACUGGCAAGCAGCUAUUUGACCAGGUGGUGAAGACCAUCGGGUUACGUGAAAUAUGGUACUUCGGACUACAGUAUAUGGACAGCAAAGGGUACUUUACAUGGCUGAAACUUGAUAAAAAGGUCUCCUCUCAAGAUGUGAAGAAGGAGAACCCUCUCCAGUUUAAAUUCCGUGCCAAGUUCUUCCCAGAAGAUGUGGCGGAUGAGUUGAUCCAGGAUAUCACUCAAAAGCUGUUCUUCAUGCAAGUGAAAGAUGCCAUUCUGAGUGAUGAAAUCUACUGUCCUCCAGAGACUGCGGUGCUUCUGGGCUCCUAUUCGGUGCAGGCCAAAUUUGGUGAUUUCAGCAAGGAAGUGCACAGGCCUGGAUACCUGACCUCAGAUCGCCUCCUGCCCCAACGGGUUCUAGACCAGCACAAGUUGUCACGGGACCAGUGGGAGGAGAGGAUUCAGGUGUGGCAUGAAGAGCAUCGUGGAAUGCUCAAAGAGGACGCAAUGCUUGAGUACCUGAAGAUUGCUCAGGAUCUGGAAAUGUAUGGAGUGAACUACUUUGACAUCAAGAACAAGAAGGGAACGGAGCUGAGGCUGGGUGUGGAUGCCCUGGGCCUAAAUAUCUAUGAGAAAGAAGACAAACUCACUCCGAAAAUUGGAUUCCCCUGGAGCGAAAUAAGAAACAUUUCCUUCAACGAUAAGAAGUUUGCCAUCAAGCCCAUAGAUAAAAAAGCUCCAGAUUUUGUGUUUUACGCCCCGCGGUUGCGCAUUAAUAAACGUAUCCUACAGCUGUGUAUGGGGAACCAUGAGCUUUACAUGCGCCGCAGGAAGCCGGACACCAUCGAGGUGCAGCAGAUGAAAGCACAGGCUCGAGAGGAGAAACAACACAAACAGAUGGAGAGAGCUCAGCUGGAGAGUGAGAAGAAGAGACGAGAGGCCAUAGAGAGAGAGAAAGAGCAGAUGGAGAGGGAGAAACAAGAGCUGAUGAUGCGACUGUACCAGUUUGAGGAGAAGACCAAAAAAGCGGAAAAAGACCUGCAGGAGCAAAUGCAGAGGGCCAUGCAGCUGGAGAGUGAACGGAGGCUGGCAGAGGAGGAGGCAGCCAGAUUGGAGGCAGAAAGGCAGGCAGCACUGCUCGCAAAGGAGGAACUGGCCCGUCAAGCCCAGAAUCAGCUGACGAGUCAAGAACAGCUGGCUGCUGAGCUGGCAGAACAUACUGCUCGUAUUGCACUCCUGGAGGAAGCCAAAAAACGCAAGGAGGAGGAAGCCAUGACAUGGCAGCACAGAGCACAAGAGGCCCAAGAUGACCUGGUGAAGACCCGUGAGGAGCUUCACAUGGUGAUGACGGCGCCGCCUCUCCCUCCACCACCACCUGCAUAUGAACCUGAUGAGAAUGAGUACGAAGAUGGCGAGAGCAACAGUAGCUACAGUGCAGACCUGCAGACAGGCGGUAUCAAUGACCACCGCUACGAAGAACAGCGGAUCACUGAGGCCGAGAAGAAUGAACGAGUUCAGAAACAGCUGUUGGUAAGUAUAACAUUGCAGGAGCAACUGGAUGAACUUUCCUAGGCUCCAGGAUUAGAGCCUAAAGCCCGAAACACACUGCACAAUUUUAGCAAUCCUAUAAGAUCACUGCAUGUCACACUGUGCGACAUGGACUUAAUAAACUCGGCUACGAUGUGUGUGUAGACCGUACGAUGAGGACACCUGUUGACUUGUACGAUAUGACGAUACGACGUUACUAUAGAAAAAUAAAACGUCAUCAGCAUGCGCUAGUGGUAAAAAGAC